AUGAGGUUUUCAUACACUUUUUUAAUACUAGGUUCAAUAGCUCUCGGACUACUUCGAACUCUAUUUGCUUUGGUUUUAUCAAGUGAUGAUGGUUGGUUAACGCCGACAAUUUACAAAAGCGGAGAUCCAGUUGAAAUUAUUGUCAAUAAAGUCGAAUCUGAUGUAACGCAACUACCUUAUGCAUAUUAUGAUUUACCUUUCACCUGUCCUCCCACCAUGUAUAAGAAACCUUUACAUUUAUCACUAAAUGAAAUUAUUAAGGGCGAUCGUAAAUGGCAGAGUGACUAUAAAUUAGUCUUCAACGAAGAUAAUGACUGUGAAGCACUUUGUGCGAGAAAGACAACAAAGGAUGGUAUGCAGACAUUAAAAGAUUUAAUACAGAAAGGUUAUGUGGUUCAAUGGCUCAUUGAUGAUGAUUUGCCGGCUGCCACUACCUUUAUAUCGACUACUGAUCAUAAAAAAUAUUAUGCAUCAGGUUUCCCACUAGGUUUUGUAGAUAAAGACACUGGCAAAAUUUAUCUUAAUAAUCAUUUGAUGUUAGUUAUAAGAUUCCAUGCUAUAGACGAUUAUAAUUUUACGAUUGUUGGGUUUGAAGUCUAUCCUAAAUCUGUCUCAGAUUAUCACUGUCCUGGCGCUUCAAAGGAUUAUGAACAAUACGAGGUUAUUGUCCCUACGGAUCCAAAUGAACUGACUUACAUUCCCUUCACUUAUUCUGUUUAUUGGAGAGAAGAAUUUGAUAUAGAUUGGAAUCAUAGAUAUGAUCUGUUUUUCCAAAAUGGUGAACUAUCUAAUAAUGUUUCUACAAAAUUCCAUUGGAUAAGUCUGGCCAACUCAAUUGGUAUCGCCUUCUUAAUGACAUUUAUCGUGUCAUUAAUAUUUAUCAAAAUCAAUAAAAAUGAUAAAGAUAUUUUAGAUGAAAACUAUAACGAAUCUAUUUCAUUAAUAGAUAAUUCCCAUCAAAAGGAUGUGCAAAUGAAAAGGAAAAAUUCAAUCUUUGUAAUAGCAAGAAGUUGGUAUCAUAAUGAUAGAUCACCUUUACCUCAUAUUUUCAUCUUUUUAGUAUCAAUGGGUGUUCAAUUCCUCUUCACAAUUAUCGGAUCUUUAACUAUUUCCUGUUCAUUAAACAAAUUACAUAAUAUCAGACACACCGUAUUAUCCAUGGCCGUAUUCUUUUUCAUACUUGGCGCAUUUAUGGCAUCUUAUGUUGGCACAUCUUUAGCCAUUGAAAAUAAUAAAUUAGUAACCAGACGGGGUUCUUUAAAAAAUAUUAUCGUAAAUACAACUAUGUUCCCCAUUGUUUGUGGUUCCCUGCUGCCCGGACUUGUUAUGAUCAUUACAAUCUGUCUGAAUAGCAUUAUUUGGGCACAUGAUUCUACCAAUGCAUUGCCAUUUGGCACCAUUGUGAAACUGAUCUCUUUAUAUUUUAUCGCUUGUAUUCCAUUAAGUUAUUUUGGUGGUAUCUUCGCCCAAAGGAAUAGAACAAAAGAGUACACAAGAUUAAGAAGUGAUUCAAUUAAACUGUCUCCAUUUGAUGUAAAAAAAACCUUGUAUAAUAAUCCAAUUCAUUUGAAGUCUUCAACUAACAAUCUCCUAAAGAAUAUCAAAAGAAAACUUAUACUUAACGUUAAAAGACUGGCAUUAGAUUCAUUCACUGUUAUUGUCAUUCUCCUAUGUGGUGUCUUCCCAUUUUUUAUCAUCUAUGUCGAAUUACAAUAUGUUUAUAAAUCAGUUUGGCUAGAAAAGACGACUUUUUAUUUCUUUUAUGGGUUUUUAUUAGCCAAUAUCAUUUUGUUAUGUUUAGUUAUAUGUGAGAUUGCAAUUAUAAGCUCAUAUCUAAUGAUGACAGUAUCGACAGAAAAUUAUGCAAACACCUGGAGAUGGAAAUCUUUCCAAUUAUCAAGUUCAUGUGCUUGGUAUAUGGAAUUUUAUUCAUUGUAUUAUGUCUUUAAGGUUUUAAAUAUUCGUGGAUUUACGUCAAUUUUCUUUUCCGUUUGCUAUAGUCUCCUAUUUAACACUUUGUGUGGGUUAGCCAUGGGUUCUCUAGGUUAUGUGGCAACCUUAACAUUUGUUAAGCAUGUUUUCAGACUUCGUUAUAAACACUAA
Messenger RNA from Arxiozyma heterogenica, 2103 nucleotides. RefSeq names its product Tmn3p (gene TMN3). Gene Ontology annotation, biological process: protein localization to membrane; vacuolar transport. Lineage: Eukaryota; Fungi; Ascomycota; Saccharomycetes; Saccharomycetales; Saccharomycetaceae. The transcript has a single exon. The record is from RefSeq and is a predicted model, not a curated record. Gene Ontology annotation, cellular component: Golgi apparatus; membrane. Bases 1 to 2103 code for a protein of 700 amino acids.